AUGUCGCAGUCUGCUGUUGGUGCAACGCUGGGAGCCGCGGCUCUGCUUGGCGGCUGUGCCUUCCUGGCACCCUCGACUCCACAUGCGGCCUCCGCGCCCGCCCAUCUUCGAGGCGCCGCUCCGGGUGCCUCUUCCGCUGCCGGAGCAGCCGCUCCGCUCGCUGGAGCUGCUCUGCUUGCCACCGCUGCUGCACUAGCCAGACCGACCGAGUCCGCAACGACCCGCCGGGCGGCUGCUGUCAAGAAGAAGGGUGUGAAGGUCGUCCAUGGCAAGGAGAUCCCAUGGAACCUCUUCACCCCGAAGGCCCCAUAUGCCGGGAAGGUCAUCGAAAACGAUGUGCACCCUCAGACCUUGACUGAGGACACUGGGGAUGCCAACUGGGAGACUUGCCAUGUGACCUUCGACCACGGCGGCAAGGUGCCUUACAUUGAGGGACAGUCCAUCGGAAUCAUCGCGCCAGGUCCUGACAAGAAGGGCGAGACCCCGGCCCGAAUCCGCUUGUACUCCAUCGCUUCCUCGGCGGUCGGGGACAAUCAGAACUCCAAGACUGUUUCUCUGUGUGUGAAGCGCGUGGUCGAGCUUGAUGGCAAGUUUGCCAAUCGUGAGAAGGGUGAGGACAAGCCCGACAAGGCUGGCACGGGCUUCCCCGAUAACCAGGUCUAUCGAGGAGUCUGCUCGAACCACAUUUGCGACAUGUCGCCGGGAGACGACGUCAUGAUCACGGGGCCCACUGGCGCCGAGAUGCUUCUGCCAGAGGAUCCGGAGGCGAACAUCAUCAUGUUGGCGACAGGCACUGGCAUUGCCCCGAUGCGAUCCUACUGCCGGCUGCUCUUCCACGACGAUGCAGGGGCCAGCGCAGAUGGCGGCAGAAAGUUCAAGGGUUUGGCUUGGCUUUUCAUGGGCGUUCCCUACUCCAAGUCGCUCCUUUACGAUGACGAGCACCAGGAGUACAAGAAGAACUUCCCUGACCAGUGGAAGUACGACUACGCCGUCAGCCGUGAGGACAAGAACGCAGCAGGCCAGAAGAUGUACAUCCAGACCAAGAUGGCAGAGUAUGCUGAUGAGCUCUGGGAGCUUAUGCAGGACGAGAAGACCCACGUCUACAUGUGUGGUCUGAAAGGCAUGGAGUCUGGCAUGGCUGAGUGCUUUGGCCCAAUCGCAGAGAAAGCCGGCAAGGAUUGGGCGGAGUUUGCCAAGGCCAUGAAGAAGGAGGCUAUGAGAGUCGAACACUCCUUGAAGGGCCCGGACGGCUUCGAGGACGCAUUGAACGAAAUUCGCAACAAGCUUACCGACAUCCAGUCGGACAGUCAGCGCACUGCAAAGUUGGACCGGCUGCAGGGUGAAGUCAAGCGCCACGUGUCGCUGCAAGCGGAACUCUUGACGAAGACAAUGAAAGACAUCCUCAAGCAGAGCACGACGCAAAUUUGGGACGCUUCGGCUUCAAAGGGCGCAGAGGAGAUCGAUGGCAUCCCCAACCUGCUGCAAAAGUAUCCGCGCGCUCGGUCGCUGGAAUCUGAGAAGUUCUGCUUGGGAGCCAAUGGCCCCUUCUUCCUCCAGUUCUAUCCGAACGGUGAUGCCCAGUCACAAACAGGCAAGUGCGGCCUCUUCCUGUGGGGCCCUGACUCCGUCUAUGUGAAAGCACGUUGGGCUCUGUGA
This is a messenger RNA of Symbiodinium sp. CCMP2456, 1656 nucleotides long. The record is from the annotation of a GenBank genome assembly. NCBI's taxonomy places the organism in Eukaryota, Dinophyceae, Suessiales, Symbiodiniaceae.